This is a messenger RNA of Prorocentrum cordatum, 1270 nucleotides long. The record is from the annotation of a GenBank genome assembly. NCBI's taxonomy places the organism in Eukaryota, Dinophyceae, Prorocentrales, Prorocentraceae.
GGUCCGAAGAAGUGUGUGCCCGUGCCGUCCUUGUUUGUGCUUCUCCCCGCGACCUCUCUGCGACCACUUCGGGGAGAAGUGCGGCGGGUGCGCGUUCCAGAACCUGGCCUACCCCGCGCAGCUGCAGGCGAAGCGGAGCCUGCUCGCGCUGCGCCUCCGCGAGUACGGCAUCACGCGCGGGGAGGAGCUGCUCCGGGAGUUCCGCUUCUUCCUGCGCGACGGCCCCCGCAUGGGGAUGCACCCCGCUGGGUCGCCGGUCCCGGUGUGCAUCUCGCAUUGCCGGCUGCACCCCGCCGCGGCACAGCGCGCCUUCGAGGUGGCCGUGUUCGACGAGCGCACGGGCCGCGGCUGGCUCUGCAGCGCUGUGUUCCGCAGCGCCGCGGCUCCCGGCGCGCCAGAGGGUGGUGAGCCCACCCGCAGCGUGCUGGUGACGCUCGUGACGAUCGCCUCCGCGCCGCGGGGCCCCCUCUCGCGCCUCGCCGCCGCCAUCGCCGAGGGCUGCCGAGAGGCCCGCCUGGUGCGCUCCAUCUGCGGCGCGCAGCUGGAGCUGGCGCCGGAGGCCUUCUCCCGCCAGAACACGCUGCUGGAGGACACCAUCUGCGAGACCGUGGCCGACCUGGCCGGUGUGGGCGCGGAGGACGUCCUGUGGGACGCCUUCUGCGGCCAGGGCCUCCUGUCGCUGCCCCUGCUCGCCGGGCGCUGCCGCCGCCUCGUCGCGCUGGACCGCUCGGCGCCGGCGCUGGGGUCGCUGCGGCGGAACCUCGCGCUGCGCGGCCUGGAGGCCAAGGCGGAGGUGGUCUGCGCCGACCUGGGCAGCCCGCGGGCGCUACACGGCCUGGGCCUCCCGCUCUCCGCGGGCCGCGCCGCGGGGCCCGCGGGCCCGGGCUGGGAGGGCGAGGAGGGCGAGGAGGAGAGCGACGGCGGCGACGGCGGCGCCAGCGAGUCUGCCCAGCCCCUGGGCGCGGCGCCGCCGCCACGGCCGGACGUGCUGCUGGCGGACCCCGGCCGAAACGGGCUGCCGAAGGCCUUCCGGCGCUGCCUGAUCGCGCUGCAGGUGCCCAGCCUGGUGUACGUCAGCAGCGGCCGGGCGCUGCUGCGGGACGUGGCGCUGCUCACCAAGCGGGGCUACGAGCUGCGGGCGCUAGUGCCCUUCGACAACGGCCCGCACACGCCGCGCCUGGAGGUGGUCGCACACCUGCGCUGGGCGGGGGCAGGCGCGGGCGGGAUCGCCAGCGAGGCAGAGCCUGAGGAGCCGUGGCCGCCCCGCUAG